This is a messenger RNA of Grosmannia clavigera kw1407, 1668 nucleotides long. RefSeq names its product meiotic sister chromatid recombination protein ish1. Lineage: Eukaryota; Fungi; Ascomycota; Sordariomycetes; Ophiostomatales; Ophiostomataceae. The transcript is spliced from 7 exons. The record is from RefSeq and is a predicted model, not a curated record. The coding region runs from base 1 to 1668 and encodes 555 amino acids.
AUGAGAAUCCUCUCAGCAUUACUCACUCUCGCCCUUGUGGCAGAUGCUGCUGUAGCAAGCAGCAGCUGGCUCACAAAGGCCGCUUACAACAAGUGGCAGAAGACGGAGCUUGAGCAAUGGCUCUCUGACCACGAUAUCCCGUACCCAACCCCCGCUGACCGAAAGGACCUCCAGGAUCUGGUGCAGGAGCAUUGGGCCGACUAUGUUGUGCAGCCGUUCCAUCACUGGGACAGCGAUCAGCUGUCCUCCUACCUUGAACUCAAGGGCCAGGAGGCCAAGGAGACUGCGAAGGACGCAACAAAAGAGGGCAAGGAAGGGCUUCUUUCCCGUGUCCAGGAGGCUUGGCACGGGACUGAGGACCAGGUUCAGUCUGCUUAUCUCAACGUGAAGGAUUGGAUUCUGGGUACCUGGACCGACAGCCAGCUCAAGGCAUUCUGCGAUCACCAUGGAAUUCCAGUUCCUCAGCCUCGUACACAUGACGUCAUUCUACAAAAGGCUCGGAACGGCUACGAGUCUGUUUCCAAGAAGAAGCACCAGUCGCUCGGGUAUCCCGGCAACUGGCUCUACGACACAUGGAGUGACUCGGAUUUGAAGCAGUGGCUGGAUGAACAUGGAUUCCCUGCCCCCCAGCCAUCUAACCGAGACAAGCUGAUCGCCACUGUUCGGCGCAACUCAUAUCUUGCGUACAUCCAGGCCGGGGAAAAGACCGACCGCCUGAAGAAAUCGGCACACGGAGUGUUUGAGAGCCUUGCAGACAGUGUUUUGGACACCUGGAGCGAGUCUGAGUUGAAGAAAUUCUGCGAUAAGAACGGGAUCAACGUUCCUCAAGGAAGCAAGGUUGAUGAAAUACGUGCUUUGGUUCGCAAACGCCGUGCCGAGGUCGUUGGCGACACUGCGGCUGACCAUGCCUGGGGGCUCUUUGGUGCAGCCACGACCAGGGCUGGUAAUGAGUAUGCCAAGGCGACAGAUACGGUCUCUGAGGCCGUUCGUGCCGCUUUUGAUGCUGCCGCGGACACCUGGUCGGAAAGCCGGCUUCAGGGUUUCCUGGACGCCCGUGGUGUGCCAGUUCCCCACAAGUCGACCAAGGAUGAGCUGCGAGCCCUCGUGCGCAAGAAUGCUCACCGCGUCGCCACGGGAGGGACCACCUGGACGUUUGACGACCUCUCCUACGAACAGCUCCGGGACUACCUGCUGGCAUCGGGCGAUAAGGCCGCCAAAAAGGCUGCCGACAAGAGUGGUGCCGCCCGUGAUGACCUGGUCAAAGCUGCCCAGUCCGCAUAUGAUUCGGCCUCCAAGGCUGGCUCUGAGCAGUACGCGGCAGCGACCUCGUACCUGGCUGCCGCGACCCAAGCGGCGAAGGGCAAUAUCUUCGACACGUGGAGCGAGAGCGAGCUCAAGGCGUAUCUCGACACUUAUGGAAUUCCCGUUCCACAAGGAAGCACUGUGAACGAACUUCGUGCGUAUGCCCGCAAGCAGGCCACAUACUUCAGAUACGGAACCCAAUCGCCUACUGGGACCCUGUACGCAAAAGCGAAUGAGGGUAUUUCGAGCGCCUCCAGCGGCUUCUGGGGCUCUGUCGACUGGCUUAAGAGCCAGCUGCUUAUUGGUACAGAGGCUGCUCGCAAGCAGGCUGAAGCCCUGCGGAAGAAGUUCAACGACGAGCUUUAG